Molecule: messenger RNA, 1938 nt
Organism: Penicillium paradoxum
Lineage: Eukaryota; Fungi; Ascomycota; Eurotiomycetes; Eurotiales; Aspergillaceae
Product: C2H2 type zinc finger domain protein
Exons: 2
Coding region: 1-1938 (645 amino acids)
Molecular function (GO): protein binding
Source: RefSeq, a predicted model, not a curated record
AUGUCGACACACGUUCAAAAACAUUACAGCGACUCAAUCUCACUUGCUCAGUUGAGCGUCAUUCUGGAUCUCUGCAACCACCAGGUUGAUAUCUCAGACAACGAGAACGACACAUGCCUCGUGUGUGGAAUGGAACUCUCAUUGUCGGAGCUACAGGGACAUCUUGCCACCCACAUGGAGGAAAUUGCUCUUUUCGUUCUACCCAGUUCUCAUGAAGCGGAAGAACUAGGGGGUGACAUGGCAUCCAUGCAGGCUGCAAACCCCAAGUCCAAAGCUACAAACAGCAGCACCACUUCGGAAUUCAGUAGCCUCGGCUUUUCUGGAGCAGACGGCGCUGAGAACUUUGAACCUGGAGACUUGCUAACUGUGAAAGAUGGAGCCCUUACGGUUGUAGACAACCCACCGAAAAGCGAUGGCAACGAAUUCGGUUUUAUGGUGGAGCAAUUGGCCGAACGAAGGAUGAAAAGAGAGAAAGAUAAACAAGACUCUGUACAUGGGCAAUGGCAUAGCCCCCCGGAUGAUGAAAACGAUGACGACAAGGCAGCUGAAGAUUCUAGGCAGACUCCAGCCAGUUUCUCAAAGUUACUCACUAGCGAGGAAGCGGAUUAUGCCUCCAAAUUUUUGUUUUGGGGAACGAUGGAUGAAGACCAAGAAUGGGUGUCGAGCAGAGCCAAUCAAUCGACCUUGCCAAAUGAGAUACUACAAGUCAUGGCAACAAAGUUAGAACACCCAGAUCGCGAAGUGGUGCAGGCUGCCAUUCGAAUCCUAGGUCAUCAAACAAACUUGCCAGAUGAGAUAAUCCAGACCAUGGCAGCACAUUCGAAAGACGUGCAUGAGGGCCUGAGGAACGAUUUGCUUCAAAUCCUAGACCGUCAUUCAGUCUUGCCAGAGGGGAUCCUCACAGGCGGGGAAACACAAUCUGAGGACAACGCGCUAAGACCUACUCACUCACCUUCCGACGAGAUCACACACAAUCUCGAAGGCGUAAACCUUGACCAAGGCAAGCCAAAAGAGGCAGAGCACAAAUACUUGCGAACGCUAGCCGAGACAGAGAAGGCUCUAGGACCCGACCACACAUCGACGCUUAACAUAAUCCACAAUCUUGGAAUCCUAUAUCAUGACCAAGGUAGCCUGGACAAGGCAGAAGAGAUGUAUGUGCGGGUACUAUCCAGAUACGAGAGAGUUCUAGGAUCCGACCACAUAACCACCCUCAAUAUGGUCCGUUACCUCGGAAAACUAUAUCAUGACCAAGCCAAGCCGGACCAGGCAGAGCCGAUGUACUUGCGGGCGCUAGCUGGGUAUGAGAAAACGAUGGGACCGACUCAUCCGUCAACCUUGCACACUAUCAAGAAUCUCGGAGGCCUAUAUUUUGACCAAGGCAAGCACAAUGAGGCAGAGCCGAUGUAUUCGCGGGCGCUAGCUGGGUAUGAGAAAGCAGUGGGACCAGAUCAUACAACAAGUCUGCAGAUUGUCCAAAAACUUGGAACGCUAUAUCAGGAUCAGCUUCAGCUAGACAAGGCAGAGCCAAUGUUUUUGCGGGUGCUUGCUGGGUACGAGAAGGCGCUAGGACCCGAUCAUCUUUCAACCCUCCAGCCUAUCAAUGAUCUUGGAAGCCUGUAUCGUGAACAAGGCAAGCUGAAUGAGGCAGAGCAAAUGUAUUCGCGGGCGCUAGCUGGGUACAAGAAGGCGCUAGGGCCCGAUCAUCCCUCAACCCUCCAGGCUAUCAAUGAUCUCGGAAACGUACAUUGUCGCCAGGACAGACUAGAUGAGGCAGAGCAGAUGUACUUGUGGGCGCUAGCUAGGUACGAGAGGACGCUGGGACCCGAUCAUCCCUCAACCCUCCACACUAUCAGGAAUCUCGGAAACGUAUAUCGUGACCAAGGCAAGCUGAAUGAGGCAAAGCAGAUGCAGCAGCUGUAUGUAGCUAGGACUACAUAG